AAUUUUUCAAUGAGCCGCCAUGUUGGGAAGCCAAACCCCUCUUUCAUUCGGUUGAGAAAGGACGGGAUACACUUCCAGAGGAGUUUACGGAAGUGCGAGCUCUCUUUGGGCUGAAGAAGAACAACCGUUACACCCGCGGAGCAGCCGCCCGAGCUCGGUUUUUAUCUGCGUUGUUUCACCAGCGAGUUUUGAACAAUGGCGACCGCGACUCCGACCAGUCCGAGGAGCACGUGCAGCACUCCUCUGAGCUCCACCAGGAUCUCCCGCCUGCAGGAGAAACAGCAGCUGAGGGACCUCAACGACCGCCUGGCCGUCUACAUCGACAAAGUCCGCAGCUUGGAGUCCGAGAACGACAUCCUUCAGCUGCAGAUCUCCGAGAAGGAGGACGUGUGGACCCGGGAGGUGUCCGGGCUGAAGGCGCUCUAUGAGACGGAGCUGGCGGACGCCCGCAGGAGCCUGGAUGAUUCCUCCAAGGAGCGGGCCUGGCUGCAGAUCGAGCUGGGAAAGAUCAGAACCGAGCACGAGCAGCUGGUGCAGAGCUACAGUAAGAAGGAUGCCGAGGCGGCCGGAGCUCAGGCCCGGCUGAAGGACCUGGAGGCUCAGCUGAACUCUAAAGAUGCGAUGUUAGCCACAGCGCUGUCUGAGAAACGAGGCCUGGAGGCCACGCUGGCCGAGCUGCAGGAGCAGCUGCAGGAGCUGGACAACGGUCUGGCCCAGGCUAAAAAACACCUGGCUGAUGAGAUGCUGGUCCGUGUCGACCUGGAGAACCGCUGCCAGAGUCUGACCGAGGAGAUGGACUUCCGUAAGAGCAUGCACGAGGAGGAGGUGAAGGAGGCCCGGCACCGCUACGAGUCCCGUCUGGUGGAGGUGGACUCUGGGCGUAAGCAGGAGUACGAGUACAAACUGACCGAGGCUCUGACUGACAUGAGAGCCCAGAACGAGGAGCAGAUCAAGAUCUACAAGGACAACAUGGAGAGCACCUACCUCACCAAGCUGGAGGAUCUUCAUCGUCUGUCCGAGAUGAACGGAGCUUCAGCCAACAUGGCCCGAGAAGAGCUGAGGGAGUCGACGCUGAGGAUCGAGAGUCUGACCACACAGCUCUCAGGGCUGCAGAAGGAGACUCGUGGAUGGCGUGAUCGUAUCAUGGAGCUGGAGGCGGCGCUCACUCAGGAGAAAGACAUGAGCCGCAGGAUGCUCGCCGACAAAGACCUGGAGAUGGCCGAGAUCCGCGCCAAGAUGCAGCAGCAGCUCAACGAGUACGAGCAGCUGCUGGACGUCAAGCUGGCCCUGGACAUGGAGAUCAACGCCUACCGGAAACUUCUGGAGGGGGAGGAGGAGAGACUGAAGCUCUCUCCCAGCCCGUCCUCUCGUGUCACCGUGUCUCGAGCCUCGUCCAGCAGCCGCAGCAUUCGCACCACCCAUGGGAAGAGGAAGCGCGUGGACGUGGAGGAGCAGGAAGCCAGCAGCUCGGUGUCCAUCGCUCACUCUGCCUCCGCCACCGGGCCGAUCCUGAUCGACGAGAUCGACACUGACGGGAAGUUCAUCUCUCUGCAGAACAGCGGCGACGAGGACCAAGCCAUGGUGGGAUAUGAGAUGACCAUGACCAUGGGAGAAGAGGCGUCCACCUACAAGUUCACGCCUAAGUACGUGCUGAAGGCCGGCCAGAAGGUCACGGUGUGGGCGUCUGACGCCGGCGUGAGCUCCAAACCUCCCUCAGACCUGGUGUGGAAGAACCAGAGCUCCUGGGGCUCCGGGGAGGACGUCCACGUGGUGCUCAUCAACCCUCAGGGAGAGGAGGUGGCCAAGAGAACCACCACCUACACGACUGCAGUCUUAGAGCAGGAGGAGGAAGAUGAAGAAAUAGAGGCUGAAGAAGUCCCUCUCCAGGGAGAUCCUCGCACCGCUAAGAGAGGCUGCCCCAUCAUGUGAUCACUCCACACCAACCAGGAACCUCCUCCCUCCUCCUCCCUCUGUCUUCUCUGAGCCCAGCCAGUCUGCUGCCAUAAUACUAGAACUAUUUUUCUAUCUUUUGUAGUGUAUUUCAAUAAAACGUAUCAAUUUUA
Messenger RNA from Cheilinus undulatus (humphead wrasse), 2063 nucleotides. It is a transcript of the gene lmnb1, whose product is annotated as lamin B1. The transcript has 11 exons. The record is from RefSeq and is a predicted model, not a curated record. Lineage: Eukaryota; Metazoa; Chordata; Actinopteri; Labriformes; Labridae. Bases 196 to 1929 code for a protein of 577 amino acids.